CCCAAUUCCAACCCCGAUAGCGGCGAUAUCUUUGAUGGGGUUGUGGUGGGGCGCCGCGUGGGGCGGAUCCCUCGCUUAGGGUAGUUCUCGACCAAUGACAAGCGCGAUCUGGGGCUCAUCUGCCGAAAACUUUCUGACUAAAGGCAAUAAGUUUGUUUUCGUGACUGUCGAGUCAUAUAGUUCCAAGUCAAUGUCUAGUGAGUGAUCAACCGUCAGUUUUUUCUCCGGAGCUUCCUAGACCAACUGAAAUGGAGCAUUCUCUACUUCAUCAUCAAUCCAAAUUACAAGGAACUUCAAGUCGAAUCCUCUACGAUAUUCCAUGUAAAGUUUGUCAAGAUCAUUCUUCUGGAAAACAUUAUGGAAUCUUCGCAUGCGAUGGGUGUGCAGGAUUCUUCAAGAGGUCGAUUCGCCGAAACAGACAAUAUGUUUGCAAAGCGAAAUGCGAAGGAAGCUGCUUGGUGGACAAAACACAUCGCAACCAGUGCAGAGCUUGUCGACUGAGGAAGUGUGUGGAGGCUGGCAUGAAUAAAGAUGCGGUGCAACACGAGCGAGGUCCUCGCAACUCGACGCUUCGCCGACAAAUGGCGCUCUAUUUGAAAGAGGGUGAAGGGGGCUCACCCACCCCGAUUCUCGAUCUGGCCAUGCCCAAGGUUUCAACGGAGCCUCUGCCUAGACCACCUCCGCCACCCCAUCUGCCGCCCCCACCGUUUGUGCCUGUGCCGCCUCAUGCCACCAAGGUUCCAUUUUUCAUGGGCGCUUCGACUUUGCCGUUGACGAUAGACAGCGAGGAGGUGAUCUGUGAAUCGGCCGCUCGUCUGCUCUUCAUGAACGUCAAGUGGGCCAAGCAUGUGCCCGCGUUCACAUCUCUACCUCUCGAUGAUCAGUUGAUCCUCUUGGAGCAGAGCUGGCGCGAGCUCUUUGUGCUGGGAGCAGCGCAAUUCCUGCCGCCGUUCUCGCUGAACCCACUGCUGAGCAGCGUCGACCCCGCGUCGCCGAAGGGCGCCCGCGUCCUGCAGGAGGUCGCUUCCUUCCAGGAGUCACUGGCCAAACUCAGGAGUCUGGCUCCUGACCAGCACGAGUACGCCUGCCUCAGAGCGAUCGUUCUAUUCAAAACCGAACUGGAAGGAGUUGAAACAGAUAAACGACUUCACGAGGCUUCCACAGUAGCAGCCCUUCAAGAUCACACCCAAUUGAUGCUGAACAAAUACAUAAGCACAGCACAUCAGUCACAACCAUUUCGUUUCGGCAAACUUCUCCUUCUGCUUCCCGCGCUAAGAGCAGUGUCCAACUCAACCAUAGAGGAGCUCUUCUUCAGAAGAACCAUUGGCCACAUUCCUAUCCAAAGAAUAAUCUGUGAUAUGUACAAAACAAACGAUUUAUAGUAUCCACCUAUACUUGAUGAGAGAAUGACAAAUGUAAUAUAUGAUUUCAAAUUAUAUUUUAUACAGUAUAGUAAAUAAUAUCUUCAUAGUAGUAGUAUGUACAUUAUUCAUCUUCGAGAAAAUAUGUUAAAUGAUAUUUUCAUAAAUCUUGUUUAAUGGAAGUGAGAAAAUAACACACAUUACUCGUGUAACAAACAUUUCUCUGUUAUUUAUUGAAGCACUAGGGUUAUCGCCUUUUUCGAAAAAUAUUGUCUUUCUAUAGUAUUCUCAUUCAACUUUAGGGAUGGACUAGUUUUAGAAGUGAACUAUGCUAUAGAAUCAGUAAAUUUGUUUGAGUGCAUUACAAAUAAGUCACGAAUUCUUUUUUCGUACUAAAAGUUACUUCAGAAUGACCUUAUAAUAAGAUCUAAGAUCUUAUAAUAAGAGCUUUUAAAGCUCACUCUUCACGUUUCGAAUGGUGUUGCAGCUUGUAGCAAAUUCAAACUCUUAAUCCAUUCAAAUUGGCAAGAUAAUAGAUUAUCAUCAUCCUGCUAUAAGCUAUAAAACCAGAAUGAUAACUACCAUUCCUUCCAUAUUAAUGUCAGCUGCCAAUCAAUCAUUCAAUGGUAAAAUCUGCAAUUAUUGUCAGUGUAUAUGAAUACAACUACUAAAUGAGGUCAUGCAAUUAUAAUAUCUAAAAUUUAUUCAUGAUAAUCAAGUCUAUAAUUUCAUUUCUUCAUGUGAAAAAACCAAUACUAUAAAAUUACUUAUAUCCAGAUCAAUAACAAAAAUUAAUAAAGCCUGAAAUGAAUUAUUAAUAGCUAGGCCUAUAGAUUCUAUGAACUGUUAUUACUUCAAGCUCAUGAAAAUGCCUUACAUUUCUGUACAUAUUUGUUCCAACUGUGAUUUUUUGCUAGAAUUUAUGAUUAUAAAAUCAAUUAUUAGUAUACGAGGAAUUUGAGAAAUAUUUAUAUAGAUGUAAAAUUGCAAUGUAUAGUUCACUACAUUAUUUUUAUGAAAAUCACAAAUAUAUUUAUUAUUGAACACUGA
Nilaparvata lugens (brown planthopper) is the source of this 2411-nucleotide messenger RNA. It is a transcript of the gene tll, whose product is annotated as nuclear receptor subfamily 2 group E member 1-like. Bases 249 to 1382 code for a protein of 377 amino acids. NCBI's taxonomy places the organism in Eukaryota, Metazoa, Arthropoda, Insecta, Hemiptera, Delphacidae. The record is from RefSeq and is a predicted model, not a curated record. Gene Ontology annotation, molecular function: nuclear receptor activity; RNA polymerase II cis-regulatory region sequence-specific DNA binding; zinc ion binding. The transcript has 8 exons. Gene Ontology annotation, biological process: anatomical structure development; positive regulation of transcription by RNA polymerase II; cell differentiation.